Molecule: messenger RNA, 2213 nt
Organism: Ceratina calcarata
Lineage: Eukaryota; Metazoa; Arthropoda; Insecta; Hymenoptera; Apidae
Product: DC-STAMP domain-containing protein 2-like
Exons: 8
Coding region: 1-2157 (718 amino acids)
Cellular component (GO): membrane
Source: RefSeq, a predicted model, not a curated record
AUGUGUAACAAGAAAUUAGGCACGCCUUACGACAGAUGCCAGAGUGUCUUCGAAGGAGCGGUUGCAGAUUGUAAAGCGAAAUUGGGACCGAUCCUAGGGACCGUUUGCAACAUAACUUAUAUAGUCAGUGCACUCUGCUACGUAGUGAAACCGUUAGACUUUAUUUGCAUGCUCGUCUCUUAUAUAGCUGAUACCGUAGUGGGUGUCGUACGCAAUAAAAUUAAGCAGUUUACGAUGCAUGUGAAAGCUAUGUUCUACGUGAAAGUUAAAUUCUCUCAUUCGUUUCAUUUUGAGACGAACCAAAGUAAAACGAUAGAAGAAGUUUCCUCGGGUAUUGCUACAGAAAUACGAUCGAGGAGUGAUAAACUCUUCGGGUUCUUCGACUUGGUCAGCUUCGUCACGUCAUUUUUCGUUUUCUUCAUUGUACUCAGCAAUGUUAGAAACGAGAAUUGCACUUUUAAGGUCGAACGACCAAGCGUGGUGACCAUCCACGUAUCAGGAGAAGGAUAUCUGUCUGAACUUUAUACAAGUAUCGUAAAAGCGUUCACGCCUGGCGGGAAAGAAGCAGAAAUCGACACGAUGUUAUGUCUUCCUGAUCCGAUACCCCCUGAUACAGAUAAAUACGUUCAGAUCAUUGUCUUGAUAUUUUUCUGUUGGUCCAUGGCAUUUUUUGAACCAUACGGUUUGAGAUUGAGGCACAUCGUCAUGUCUCAGUAUUAUCCUGACAGGGCGAAGCAGAGAGCAGCUUGGUUGUACAAUCACAUUCUUAGAACGAGAGGGAGCUUUUUAAAAUUCGCCAGACGUCAGCUACGUCGGAAAUUCGGUCUAAUCAAAAGCGAAAAAACAGAAAAAGUAACUUUGAAGGAACGAUUGUGGGCAAUGUUCCCUUUUUUGAAUACCCUGUUCCCAUUGAAACAAAACGUUUGCCUUCUGUGCGGCGCAGUCGAACGUUCUGCGGAUAAUCCACAUAUUCGAUGUCCGACCCCUGGAUGCAUUGGAUUAUUCUGCGCACAGUGCUUCGCAGAUUUGCAGAAUUUAUGUACCAUAUGUCGGGCACCGAUGGAAUACGGCGACUUGUCCGAUAUGAGUGAGGAAAAGGACUCCUCGGAUGAUCAAUAUGAAAUACCAGUAAUAAAACCUGAAAUAAAAAAAGAAAAAGAAUUGGAAGUUAAGAAGGAAGAAGAAGAGGAAAGAGUAGAAGAAGAAGAAGUAGAAGACGAGGACGAAGACGAAGAAGAAGAUGACCGAAUAGAAGAUGAAGAAACAGAAGAAAAAUUGGAAGUUAAGGAAAGGGAAGAAAAGGAAAGAGUAGAAAGAGUGAAAGAAAAGAUUGAGGAAGAAGAGACAGUAGAAGAGAUCGAAAAAGACAUAGCUGAACAGACGGAAGACAAAUAUUUGAAAGAUUUAGACAGAAGUACCGAUUCUACUCUCAGUUACACGUAUCAAGAGGAAUCUCCAGAGGAAGUGGAAAUUGUGAAACGGCGAAAAUCGUUCAAAGACGUGGAAGCGCAGAAGAUUAGAGACGACGUAACAAUUCAAAUAUUUAACGAGCCAUUCAUAAGGGCUCCAUGCUCUAGCAGCGACUCGCCGACAUCAGGUUUCGUCGUCAGAGCGCGUAGAAAAAUUCGCGGCAAAUUGAAAAGUCGACCAUGUAGCACAGCAAAAGAUUCAGAUUCAUCGACUUCGAUAGCUGACACGGAAUCCUACUCGACCGAAGAUCUCGAUGAAGAAGAAAUAAUACACAUCGAGGUUGGCGACAGCUCGGAAGAAUUACUUCCAAGGAGUCGGAAGGAUAAACAGAAACUAAGUCGUAUAAAUAGAAUUGUCAAUGCGGUUGCAAGAAUUCCAUGGCUCGGUAAAGAAGAACAUGAUGACGCCUGUAGGGGAUUGCCAAAGAAGCGUCCGUCUCUUAUGAAUAGAAUUGUCAGUAUGCUUCAAAGAAAACAAUCAUUACCUGCACAAACGUAUAGAAGCAGAAAAACGAGGGAUUUCUCAUCAUCUUCAUGUUCGUGUGACGAUGAGGACGAAACUUUGUUAAAGACGCGAGAUAGACAUUACUUCACUAGAAGGUCUCGGAAGGCGGAAGUGGACUAUGAGUUGGACGAAAAUUUGAUUCCAUGCGAUAGAAGAUUCAUUACAAAACCAUUACCGAGGUAAUGCUGCAACGAUUUUGAUUAAAUCACAUCAUUUAUGAGCGUAAUCGGUUUAAAUAA